Molecule: messenger RNA, 1139 nt
Organism: Closterium sp. NIES-65
Lineage: Eukaryota; Viridiplantae; Streptophyta; Zygnematophyceae; Desmidiales; Closteriaceae
Source: the annotation of a GenBank genome assembly
AUGCCGGCGUCGGAAGCGCAGAGUCAGGGAGCCGCCGAGAGGGACGGAGCUAGCAGUGACCGCGUGGCGUCCACCAUCGCGACAUCCCUCCUGUCUCUCGCCGCUCCCAAGCCCCUCGUUUCGUUCCUCCGCUCGCCGCUCCACGCCGCGCUGCUGUGCCUCCCCGUCAUCGUGUUUCUCCUCCUUCUCGUGCGACAGCCCGUCGCCGUGGAGCACAUCGCGAUCCACUCGGUCGAGGAGCAAUAUCGAUUGGAGUCGCAGGGAGAGCAGAAGGGAUCCCCAGCGUCGCAAGAUUCGCCAGCGUCGCACGAGCAGCUUCAGCGACGAGUUGACGAACUGCUGGCCUCAUGGGCUGCUCAGCUCGCGAGGUCGUCGCCGACCGUCCCAGAUCCAGUCGCAAGCGACACGGAAGGCUCCAGACAGCUCGUCGCGUCACCUCCGCCCGGAAUUGCAGCAUCACCAGCAGCGCUGGUUUCGGCGCCGCAUUUGGCGGACUGCACGGCCAAUGCGCGCGUGCACGCGGAGGAGCAUUGGGCCAGCCGCCCCGCCGAUGGCUCCGAACCGCCCUGGGCCGCCCUCCGACGCUAUGCGGGCGCGGGCGAGGGGGAGGGGGCGGAGGAGGGGGUCGGGGAGAGGGAGGGGGAGGGGAGUGGGGACGCGGAAAAAGGGGGAGAAGGUGAAGGGGGCAAGAGGGAGAGUGAGAUAGGCGGGAGCAGCGCAUGGGCAGUGCGGAGAGAGGAGGAUGUGGCGGAGCGGAGAGGAGAGGCGCGCGGGGAUGUGGCGGUGGUGGAAGGGCCGUUUCCGCCGUGGGUGGAGGGUGCAGACGCGGACAACUACCCACUCACCCGCCUUGUGCAGCGCGACCUCUGGCGCCACCAGUUCCUGCUGGCGCCAGUAGAGGGCAGCGCGCGGCAUGGGCUGGGAACGCAGAUGACGCUGCUGGCGGGCGCGCUGGCGCUGGCCGUGCGCAGCAGGAGGGUGCUGGUCAUUGCUCAUGCGGGGGCGAGGGGCAGGGGGCGCGGGGGCGUGGGGCUGCUGGGGGGCUUUGAGCGCGCGGAGCACGAGGGGUGUGAGCGCGAGGGCAUGCGCGGCGAGUGGCGCUGCUACUUCCUUGCAGAGACGUCCGACGAGUGCAGGCG